Messenger RNA from Anthonomus grandis grandis, 641 nucleotides. RefSeq lists its product as uncharacterized. The record is from RefSeq and is a predicted model, not a curated record. NCBI's taxonomy places the organism in Eukaryota, Metazoa, Arthropoda, Insecta, Coleoptera, Curculionidae. The transcript has 5 exons. The coding region runs from base 142 to 591 and encodes 149 amino acids.
GAAAAACUAUCCCUAUAUGAAAGUGUUUAGUUGUUAGUGUCGUAUCGGUUUAAUCUGUCCAGCUAUAGCCGCAACUCAUUCCUUAAUAAGGUAAAAAAACGCUCCAGUAACCAAGGAUGACCGGUGGAAUCGUUUGAAAUUAUGGGAUGCACCGCCGGGAAAAACCUUACAAUUACUCCUAUAGAAUCCAGUCAAAAUGGACCCGAGAAGGCUGUCAAGACAGAUAUUCCAGACCAAUCCAAACCAGAAUUGGAUAUACAGCCUGGGGAAAUCGAAAAUGGCCAAGCGGUUGUAAAUAAUGUACAAAAAGCUGAGCACGGAUUGUCGUUCGAUAUAACAUUUGAGCCGCCAGAUGAGAAAACUGAGCCGAUAACCCAAAUUAACCCUCCAAAAAGGAUUUUGGAACUGCAAGCUUCCGAACCCAAGGAAAGCGAGCUGACUCUGGAAAAAUUACAGGAAAAACUGGAUGAGGCCGAAGUUAGGAGACAACAAAUUCUACAGCAGCGAACCCUACAAUCAGCGAAUUUAUUAAAGAAGCAGCAAGCCCAAGAUUCCACUAAGCCAAUGGAGUCUUUUGAUGAAUCUCUUUGAUUUUUAUAAUUUUUUUUAUGUUGAUAUGUUUCAAUAAAAGUUUUUACGCC